Molecule: messenger RNA, 1680 nt
Organism: Hypoxylon trugodes
Lineage: Eukaryota; Fungi; Ascomycota; Sordariomycetes; Xylariales; Hypoxylaceae
Product: glucosidase 2 subunit beta
Exons: 3
Coding region: 1-1680 (559 amino acids)
Biological process (GO): N-glycan processing
Cellular component (GO): glucosidase II complex
Source: RefSeq, a predicted model, not a curated record
AUGCGCCAAUCUCAGGCUUUGGUGCUUUUGGGCAUCAUAGCUCAAAAUAGGAUUGUUAUAGCAGGUUCUUUACCUCGUGGUGUUGGUCCUGAAUUCGUGAAAUUCUACGAAACAAAAGACACAUUCACCUGUAUAGGUCAUCCUUCCAUAACCAUUCCUGCCUCACGAAUUAACGAUAACUCCUGCGAUUGUCCCGAUGGUACCGACGAACCUGGCACCGCUGCUUGCGCAUUAUUAGAUCAUCUUUCCCCUCAACAACCUUUACCCGGUUCUCUCUCCGGUACUACAAACACCACCAAUGCUCUCCCAGGUUUUUGGUGUGCCAACAAAGGUCAUGUCGGUGCUUACGUUCCUUUCAUGUACGUAAAUGACGGAGUUUGCGAUUAUGAUCUUUGCUGCGAUGGUAGUGAGGAAUACGGAAAUGUAGGUGGAGUCAAAUGCGAGAACAAAUGUGCGGAAAUCGGCAAGGAAUGGAGACGAGUCGAAAAAGAACGAAAGGAUAACCUCGAACGAGCCAACAAACGUCGUAGAACAAUGGUGAAGGAGUCUAAGGAACUUCGUCGUCGUGUCGAAAGCAAAAUUACUAGCCUUACCGAAGAAAUCAAGGAACUUGAGGUAAAGCGGGAUGAAUUGAAGGUGAAACUCGACGAGGUUGAACGUCAAGAACGCUUCAAAGUUGUUAAGACCGAAGGACCUGGUAAACUUGGCGUACUUGCCGGAUUGGCCAAAACGAGAGUGAACGAAUUACGAGAUACAUUAAACAAGAUUGUCAACGAUCGUCAUCAACUAAGAGCCAAGGUCGACGAGCUAGAAGGUAUUCUGGCAGCAUUCAAGGAGGAAUACAACCCUAACUUCAACGACGAAGGUGUCAAGAAGGCUGUCAGAGCUUGGGAAGAUUACGCUGCUAAGAAGGCUGGCGAGACUCAAGAACAGAUCAAUGAAGAUGACAUUCUAGCAGUCUCCAAGGAAGACAGCGAGGAAUCUGGUAUCAACUGGAAGGAAUUUGAAGAGGAUGAAGCUACCGAUACGGAUAUUCUAUAUAGUUUUGAGGCUUAUCUCCCCGGCCCUCUCCGCGACUUCCUUCAUUCCAAGAUCAAUCUUUUCCGGAUUUGGUUAAUUGAGAAUGGAAUAUUGGCCGAUGCUGGUUCUGAGAGAGGCGAAUCACGUCUCGUCAAAGCCGCACGAGAAGCUCAUGAUACUGUAGCCAACGAGGUUAAUGCAAAGACGCGGACAUUAGAAGAGCAACAACGUGACUUAGAGAAGGAUUACGGCAAGGAUGAUAUCUUCCGAUACCUUAAAGGCAAGUGUAUCACGACCGAAGCUGGCGAGUAUGAAUAUGAACUAUGCUGGUUAGAUAAGACAAGUCAGAAGAGUAAAAAGGGUGGAGGUAAAACCACAAUGGGUAAUUUCAAUCGGUUCGACUUCGACGAGGCAGAUGAGGAAGAACGUCAUGACGGCAAGGGACUCGGACGAGGUAAACGUGUGGUUCUUCGAUAUGAAAAUGGUCAGGGCUGCUGGAACGGUCCAAACCGUAAAACCGAUGUUUGGCUCGCCUGUGCCGAAACAGAAGAAUUAUGGCGAGUUAGCGAGUUGGAGAAAUGCGUUUAUAAGAUGGAAGUAGGUACACCAGCCGUUUGCGAGGAAGUUGUUGAGCCAGGACAUACCAAAGAUGAGUUGUGA